Drosophila innubila is the source of this 2271-nucleotide messenger RNA. Its product is annotated as cell wall protein DAN4. NCBI's taxonomy places the organism in Eukaryota, Metazoa, Arthropoda, Insecta, Diptera, Drosophilidae. The transcript has a single exon. Bases 125 to 1144 code for a protein of 339 amino acids. The record is from RefSeq and is a predicted model, not a curated record.
AUAUUUGGAUUUCGAUAGUUUUGCAGCUUCACUAUCACUGCAACGGAGCUCCAAGAAAUUCCAAACAAAAGCAAAAGACAUCGACUGCCAAUUUCAGUAACAACGGCGCAAUUUAGUGCGGAAAAUGAGCGUGAUUCCGGUGCUGUUGCUGUUAAUGCAGCUGAUGGGCGCAGUUAUAGGAGGAGCAAACGAGACGGCGGCAGCACUGAAUGGAACUGUAAUUGAAACUGGAACUGGAAAUGCCUCUGUCUCCAAUGUGAAUGCAACAAUAGUGCUUAGCGCAGUCAAGAACAACAACAACAACAACAAUGCAACAGGUCCUGCAACAAACACAGGUACAGGUAUUCCUACCAAAACGGUAAACACCGAAGGCAACACCGGAAAUAGUUCUACGGUAUCAAGCAAGGAACUUCCCAAGAACGACAAGGACAGGUCGGACAGCAAAGUCAACACGACAACUACAGUGCAAGCGGCCACAUCAGCAAAACCUACAACAACAACUAUACAGACACCGCUAGCAUUAAAUGCAACAGCAAUAUCAACAACGGCGAUAACAAAUGCACAAUCAACAAAAACAACAGCAACUAACUUAAACAAGCCGCUGACCGAAGGUGGGUUAUCACAGAGUGACACCAACAGCCCCAGCAGCAAGAACAACAACAACAACAGCAGCAGCAAACAAUCGCCAGCAGGUAUUGGCAAUGGUAGUGCCAACAGCAGCAACAGCUCCUCCACGACUCCAGCUCCAGCAGCACCAUCAACAACAUCCACAACAUCAACAACAACGACAUCAACAACAACGACAACCACAAUGCGUCCCUUAAAGCCCAACAUUACCCGAAGCAUGGCCGUGCCAGUGCCAGGGGAAAAGGAUCAACAACUGAAUGCGGCAACUAUUGAUAGUGCCAGAGUGGAUGCAUCUAUAAUCAAAUCAGAUCCAAUAUCGCAGUCCGUGCAGGAAAUGGUCAGCAGCAUACCGAAUCAUGAUGAGAAUGAGUAUCUGGUGCCAAUUGUUACUGUCAUGUUCACCGUUCCACUUGCCAUAUUCGUAUUCAUUAUCUUGUAUCGGCGUUUUCGGGAUCUGUGGACUACACGGCAUUACAGGCGCAUGGACUUUUUAGUUGAUGGCAUGUACAACGAUUGACGAAGACGCCAACAACAGCAGCAGCAGCAGCUUUACAAUAGUAGGGUAUUAACAAGUGCUGCCAUACGGCUGCCUUAGCGGAAAAUAUGUUGAUAAAGGCACAGCAAUUAAUAUUGAAAGGAUUAUUAGUUAUUUAAGUUUCUUUAUUUUAUUGUUUUUAUGUUGCAUAAAAUGCAACUAGUUAGAUUGAAACAGAAAGAAUGAGAGAGAGUCAGAGUGAGAGAGAAGGAGAAAGAGUAAUCAUGCGAGAGAGAUAGAUAGACUCUCAUGUUGAUGCUAAACGGCACUCGCCACAGGUCAGGCUAAAUAUACACACAUUGCUCAGUCAAUUAAAAACAUUGAGAAAACUUUAUAUAUACACAUAUGUAUGUGCGUACAUUCAACAUAAAUACAUAGAUAUUAGCUUUAAACGCAAGUAAUUGCUAACAAUAUACAUACAUAUAUAUUCACAGUGGCCAAAUUAAAUUUUUGAUAAGAUGCAAAUGAAUCGCAAAAAAUGAGAAAUUUAAACUGAAUUAAUUUCAAGAUAACAACAUAUAUCAAGCAUUUCAUUCAAUGAAUUCGAAUUUUGUAAGCAUUUUUGUUAGAUUUUUAUAUAUACUUAAAAAUCAACUACACUCACGUACUGCACACGCUGCAACCAAAUUGUAGAACUUAUUAUCCAAAAACACUCGAAGCGCAAUUAGCAAUCAAUGAAAUCAUAUAUAAAAUUACUAUACAAUAUAUAUACACUGUCCUAUAACCAUAAUGUGCCUUACUAUCUUUAGCUCUCAAUAAUGCUGUAACGAACAUGUACAUACAUACAUAGUACUAUAUCUAUCCUCAUACAUACUUACAUAUGUAUCUGUAUCUAUAUUUGUAACUGUUUGUAACUAUAGCUAUGCUAUUGAUAUUUCUGGUAGACUUUCAAAGCUCGAAAAAUAUAGAGGCGCAGCAUUUGAUCUAUGCCCCAUUAAAAUUAAAAAAAAAAAAAAUAAAAUAAAAACAAAAAUGCCAAAACAAAAACGCAGCUAACCAAUAAGCAAUUUUUGUAAAGUCCGAAAACAAAAGCAAAAUGCGCAUUUAUUGCAUAAUAAUUUGUUAUAAACAAAACAAUUACAAUAAAGCAAAUGCAGUGUAACCAAUAA